Molecule: messenger RNA, 2362 nt
Organism: Sinocyclocheilus rhinocerous
Lineage: Eukaryota; Metazoa; Chordata; Actinopteri; Cypriniformes; Cyprinidae
Gene: slc9a1a
Product: solute carrier family 9 member A1a
Exons: 12
Coding region: 1-2109 (702 amino acids)
Biological process (GO): proton transmembrane transport; potassium ion transmembrane transport; regulation of intracellular pH
Cellular component (GO): plasma membrane
Molecular function (GO): sodium:proton antiporter activity; potassium:proton antiporter activity
Source: RefSeq, a predicted model, not a curated record
AUGUAUUACUUUUGCAAUUUCGGCAAAAGGUUCCACUUGAUCCCUCGCUUGUCCUCCAUCGUGCCGGAGAGCUGUCUGCUGAUCGUGGUGGGCCUGCUGGUCGGCGGUCUCAUGAAGCUGGUAGGCGAGAUCCCUCCGGUGCUGGAGUCCAAGAUCUUCUUCCUGUACCUGCUGCCUCCCAUCAUCCUCGACGCCGGCUACUUCUUGCCCAUACGGCAAUUCACUGAGAACCUGGGCACUAUUCUCAUGUUUGCAGUGGUGGGAACGCUCUGGAAUGCCUUCUUCGUUGGUGGUCUGCUGUACGGCGUUUGCCAGCUGGAGGGCCAUAGACUGGUGACAGUGGACCUGCUGUCGUGCCUGCUGUUCGGCUCCAUCAUCUCGGCUGUGGACCCCGUGGCUGUUCUGGCUGUGUUUGAGGAGAUCCAUAUUAACGAGCUGCUCCACAUCCUGGUGUUCGGAGAGUCUUUACUUAAUGACGCCGUCACUGUGGUGCUGUAUCAUCUCUUUGAGGAGUACAGCAGUGUGGGCUCGAUCACUGUCAUGGAUGUGUUUCUGGGUAUCGUGUGUUUUCUGGUGGUGUCGUUGGGCGGUAUCGUGGUGGGUGCCAUCUACGGCAUCCUGGCAGCCUUCACGUCCCGCUUCACCUCGCACACGCGCGUCAUCGAGCCUCUGUUCGUCUUCGUCUACAGCUACAUGGCUUACCUGUCAGCGGAGGUGUUUCAUUUGUCCGGCAUCAUGGCGCUAAUCGCAUGUGGUGCCGUCAUGCGUCCCUACGUGGAGGCCAACAUUUCCCAUAAAUCCCACACCACCAUCAAGUACUUCCUGAAGAUGUGGAGCAGCGUGAGCGACACGCUCAUCUUCAUCUUCCUGGGAGUGUCGACCGUGGCCGGGCCGCACGAGUGGAACUGGACCUUCGUGAUGGCGACCCUCAUUUUCUGCCUGGUGGCGCGUGUUCUGGGUGUUGUCGGCUUGACCUUCGUGAUCAAUAAGUUCCGUAUCGUCAAACUCACCUCUAAGGACCAAUUUAUCAUAGCUUAUGGAGGAUUGAGAGGAGCCAUCGCCUUCUCCCUGGUCUACCUGCUGAAGACUGAACACUUCCCCAUGAGAAACAUGUUCCUCACCGCCAUCAUCACUGUCAUCUUCUUCACGGUGUUUGUGCAGGGCAUGACCAUUCGACCUCUGGUGGACCUCCUGGCGGUGAAGAAGAAACAGGAAACGAAGCGAUCUAUUAAUGAGGAGAUUCACACACAGUUUUUGGACCAUCUGCUAACCGGCAUCGAGGACAUCUGCGGACAUUACGGACAUCAUCACUGGAAGGACAAGCUGAACCGGUUCAAUAAGAAGUACGUGAAGAAGUGCCUGAUAGCAGGCGAGCGCUCCAAAGAACCGCAGCUGAUCGCCUUCUACCACAAGAUGGAGAUGAAGCAGGCCAUCGAGCUGGUGGAGAGCGGCGGCGGAGCCAAGUUUCCCUCGGCCCUGCCGUCCACCGUCUCCAUGCAGAACAUCCAGCCCAAGAAGCCUCCUCAGGACCGGGCACUGCCGCAGCUCUCCAAGGCUCGUGAGGAAGAGAUCAGGAAGAUCCUGCGCACCAACCUGCAGAGGACCCGCCAGAGACUGCGCUCGUACAACAGACACACUCUGGUUGCUGAUCCAUACGAGGACGGCUGGAAUGAGAUCCUUAUCAAACGGAAGAAAAUGAAGGAGCUGGAAAAGAAGAUAUCACAGAUGAACAAUUACCUCACUGUUCCCGCUCCGCCUCCUGAUUCCCCCACCAUCGCUCGAGCUCGACUGGCUUCAGACCCUCAAGCAUGGGGCCUCAAGUCUGUCACAGAAAGCAUCCCCACCAUUAAAGUGGACCUCGCAUCACCGCAGAGCCCAGAGUCCGUCAACAUGGUGGACGAGUUUGGCAAGAAGGGAAGCCAGUCGAAGGCGAGCAAGGAGGAGGAGGGCGGCCUCACCAUGAAAGUUCCCUCUCCUACGAAUCAGAGAAAAGACAAAACGGCCGACGAGGACAACGACAAGGAGCCGCAGCAACGGUUAAUGCGCUGUCUGAGUGACCCGGGCCCCACCGCCGAAGAGGAAGAUGAGGACGAGGCCUUCCUCCCCUGAGAGAUGAAUGAGCUCCGGCCGCCUCCUCAAGGACGUCCACAUGGAGGAUCAUUAACUGCUGUAAUACAGAGGACAGAUGUAUAAUCUGUAGGAAGCCAAAACGAAAGGAAAAUGAACCAAAAUAAAGGAAAUGAAAGGGAGCAAUCAAAAUAAGCCAUUCAUUUUUUUUUGUUUAUCAUUGCUCUUUUCAUUUGAAGCCGGUUCACACCAAGGACGAUAAUUAUAAAGAUAACGAUAAAGAUAAUAGUUCUAA